This is a messenger RNA of Eutrema salsugineum, 4760 nucleotides long. RefSeq names its product paired amphipathic helix protein Sin3-like 1. The record is from RefSeq and is a predicted model, not a curated record. Gene Ontology annotation, biological process: negative regulation of transcription by RNA polymerase II. Gene Ontology annotation, molecular function: transcription corepressor activity. Lineage: Eukaryota; Viridiplantae; Streptophyta; Magnoliopsida; Brassicales; Brassicaceae. Bases 335 to 4471 code for a protein of 1378 amino acids. Gene Ontology annotation, cellular component: chromatin; histone deacetylase complex. The transcript is spliced from 24 exons.
CAGAAGAAAGUGAAAACGUCGAACCCAAAAUGCAAAUCCUUCUCCGCUUUUUUCUUCUCCAUAUUCGAAAAUUCUCCGCGUCCUUGCAGCAACUCCUUUGAAAUUCGCUGUCUCCUUCAUUCGUUGGCGAGUGUGCGUUCUAGCUCUCGUCUCUUAUCAUCGCAAUUCAUCUUCAGUCUUGCCUGUAAACCGAAUAAUUUGGAGUUUCGCCGGAAUUUCAUCUGCAUAUGUAGUAUGUAUGAUUGUCGAUGAUCAAAGUACUUCUUCCUGAUUGUGUUCUCGUUUCAGAUAUCUGAGUACAUAAUUUCAUCUCCUAUCAAGAGUGCCAAAAACAAUGAAGCGGAUAAGAGAUGAUCUGUACGCCUCUGGGUCGCAGUUUCAACGUCCUUUGGGCCCCUCUCGAGGCGAAAUAUAUGGACAAUCUCCGCGACCCGGCAUUGGUGACGCCGGAGAAGGUAGAGUAGGAGAGGGAGGGAGAACAGUUGGUGGGGAAAUGAGCUCUCAGAAAUUAACAACCAAUGAUGCGUUGUCGUACCUUAAGGAAGUAAAGGAGAUGUUUCAAGAUCAACGAGAGAAAUAUGAUAGGUUCCUUGCGGUUAUGAAAGAUUUUAAGGCUCAAAGGACCGACACGGGCGGUGUGAUUGCACGAGUUAAAGAAUUGUUUAAGGGACACAACAAUUUAAUAUAUGGAUUUAAUACCUUUUUGCCAAAGGGAUAUGAAAUCACGCUUAUUGAGGAAGACGAAGCUCUGCCAAAAAAGACUGUUGAAUUUGAAGAAGCCAUCAAUUUUGUGAAUAAAAUUAAGAUGCGGUUCAAGCACGAUGAACAUGUCUAUAAAUCUUUCUUGGAUAUCUUGAAUAUGUACCGAAAGGAGAACAAGGAAAUUAGUGAGGUUUAUUAUGAGGUAUCUAUUCUUUUUGAGGGUCACUCGGAUUUGCUUGAGGAGUUUACUCGGUUUUUGCCAGCGUCUUUGCCGUCUCAUUCAGCAGCGCAGUAUAGCCGGAGUCAGGCCCAACGGUACAAUGACCGAGGAUCAGGCCUUCCUCUAAUUCGCCAAAUGCAUGUGAAGAAGGAACGACGACGAGAAAGGGCUGUUGCUUCCCGCGGUGAUUAUAGUGUUGAUCGCUAUGACCUUAAUGAUAAUAAGACGAUGGUAAAGAUGCAAAGAGAGAAGCGGAAGCGUGCUGAUAAGGAGAACAGGGUAAGGAGAGGCCGUGAUUUGGACGAUAGAGAAGCAGAGCAAGAUAACCUACACCGUUUUCCAGAGAAAAGAAAGUCACCCAGAAGAGCAGAAGGUCUUGAAGCAUAUUCUGGUUCUGCUUCGCAUUCUGAGAAAGACAGUUUGAAAAGCAUGUACAACCAAGCAUUUGUUUUUUGUGAGAAAGUCAAGGAGAGAUUAUGCAGCCAAGAUGAUUAUCAGACAUUCUUGAAGUGCCUUAAUAUUUUCAGCAAUGGAAUAAUCCAAAGAAAGGAUCUUCAGAAUUUGGUUUCUGAUCUUCUAGGGAAAUUCUCUGACCUCAUGGAUGAGUUCAAUCAGUUCUUUGAGCGCUGUGAGAGUAUUGAUGGAUUUCAGCACCUUGCUGGUGUUAUGAGCAAAAAAUCAUUUAGCAGCGAAGAACAAUUAUCCCGGUCUACGAAGGUGGACGAAAAAGAAACAGAACAUAAAUCUGACCUUGAGGCUGUUAAGGAAACAGAGAAAUACAAGGAGGAGUACAUGGGAAAAUCUAUUCAAGAGCUCGAUCUAUCUGAUUGCGAAUGUUGCACUCCCAGCUACCGGCUCCUGCCUCCAAACUAUCCGAUACCAACAGCGAGUCAGAAAUCGAAGCUAGGAGCUGAGGUUUUAAAUGAUCACUGGGUUUCUGUCACUUCAGGGAGUGAAGAUUAUUCUUUUAAGCACAUGCGCAGAAAUCAAUAUGAAGAAAGCUUGUUCAGAUGUGAAGAUGAUAGAUUUGAAUUGGACAUGCUCCUGGAAUCUGUGUGCUCUGCGGCCAGAAGUGCAGAAAAUUUGUUGAACAUCAUCAUAGAGAAGAAAAUAACUUUUUCUGGAUCCUUCAGGAUCAAAGACCACUUCACGGCCCUGAAUUUAAGAUGUAUUGAGCGACUUUAUGGCGACCAUGGUCUUGACGUGAUAGACGUUUUACAUAAGAAUCCAGCCACUGCACUUCCUGUAAUCUUAACUCGUUUGAAGCAGAAACAAGAUGAAUGGAAGAAAUGCCGAGAAGAUUUUGAUAAGGUCUGGGCAAAGGUAUAUGCAAAAAACCAUUACAAAUCACUUGAUCACCGCAGCUUCUACUUCAAGCAACAAGAUUCAAAGAACUUGUGUGCAAAACCAUUGGUGGCUGAAAUUAAGGAGCUGAAAGAGAAGUUUCAGAAUGAGGAUGAUAUUCUGCUGUCUAUUUCUGCUGGUUACAGACAACCCAUAAACCCUAAUCUCGACUAUGAGUAUUGUAACAGAGCCAUUCAUGAAGACCUGUACAAACUAGUCCAGUUUUCAUGCGAGGAGUUAUGUUCUACAAAGGAACAGCUCAGUAAAGUUCUGAGGCUUUGGGAAAGUUUUCUUGAGGCAGUGCUGGGCGUUCCUCCCAGGGCCAAAGGCAUAGAUCUUGUUGAAGAGGUUGUUAUUAAAACCAGGACUCUUGAUGUGAAUCACAGGACAUCUACUAAUGGGGAGGCUACUGUGAAUUGUGGAAUAGACACAUCAAAGUUGGCUUCUAGGAAACUAAAAUCUGCUGCCAACGGAGAUGAGAAUGCGUCCUCUGGGGCUUCCAAACAUGCUAGGAUUGGUUUGCUAAAUAAGGAUUCGAUAGGGAAAGAAAGUCUUAAAGAUGCUGAUAUAGCCAACCGAGAUGGUAUUACCUGUUCUGCUGUGAUUCACCAGAAAGGACAUGAGACGGGAAAUGGAGCCGAUAAAAGAUCUGAAAUGCCUAUCCCAGUGGAUAUUAGCGAAAGAGCAGCGACCUCGAGUUUAUCAAUCGCAAGUGAGGGAGAAAACAAUCAUGGUGUCGUAGGAAAGGAAGAUUUGGAAGGUUCAGAUGAGAUUCAAGCCAAACCAAACAACACUCUCAGUAAUAUUCACCAUGGCGUAGAUAGCAUUGAAACUUCUCUUUCGACCCAGGGAGGUGAUGUUGGUUUAGUUUUGGCAAAUGGAAUAAAGUCAGAUUCUUCUAAAGAUAAUAGGAAUUCUUAUGAACCCGAAGGUCCAUCCACAAUUGAGAAGGAGGAAGGUGAACUGUCACCUAAUGGGGAUUUCGAAGACAACUUUGGUGCUUAUAAAGAUCUUGUGGUGAAGUCUACAUCCAAACCAGAGAAUUCAGCAGAUGCUGAAGUAGAGAAUGAGGAUGAUGGUAGUGAAAAUGCUUUAGAGGGUGGUGAGGAUGCAUCUGGAACCGAAUCUGGUGGUGACGAAUGUUCACUUGAUGAAAACAGAGAGGAGGAAGAUGGUGAGCAUGAUGAGAUGGAUGGUAAAGCUGAGAGUGACGGAGAAGCAGAGGGAAUUGAUUCACAUCUCAUAGAAGGAGACAGUGAGUUGCUUCCGCAGUCAGAGCGUGAUCUCGUGUCUGUCAGACCUCUUUCAAAGCAUGUAGCAGCGGUUUUACGCGACGAGAGGACAAAAGAUUUCAGAGUUUUCUAUGGGAAUGACGACUUUUAUGUUCUUUUUAGGCUUCACCAAAUUUUGUACGAGAGAAUUUUCUCUGCCAAAAGGAAUUGCUCAGGCGGUGAACUGAAAUCAAAAACCUCAGAGGAUACCGAUUCCCUAGACCCUUAUGCCAGGUUUAUGAGGGUUUUGUAUGGUGUGCUUGAUGGAUCAAUUGAAAAUACAAAGUUUGAGGAUGAGUGCAGAGCUAUUAUAGGAAAUCAGUCAUAUGUGUUAUUUACGUUGGACAAACUGAUAUACAAAUUGGUUAAACAGCUUCAAGCUAUUGUAGCGGAUGACAUGGACAACAAGCUGCUUCAGUUGUAUGAGUAUGAGAAAUCUCGGAAACCCGGAAGGAUUAUAGACUCGGUGUAUUAUGAAAAUGCCAGGGUCCUCCUUCACGAGGAAAAUAUUUACCGAUUUGAAUGUUCAUCUUCGUCAUCUCGCUCAUCUAUCCAGCUUAUGGAUAACAUAAUUGAAAAGCCGGAAGCGCAUGCAGUUUCUAUGGAUCCCACGUUUGCAAGUUAUUUGCAAACUGACUUUCUUUCCACCUCAUCAGGAAAAAAAGAGGAGGGACAUGACAUUGUGUUACAAAGGAACCUGCGUCCAUAUACCGGCUUGUAUGAUCUUGCAGCACUCUGUAAAGCCAUGGAAGGUGUUGAAGCAGUAAAUGGCUUGGAAUGCAAGAUGUCUUGCUCUUCUUACAAGGUCUCGUACGUCUUGGAUACAGAGGAUUUCUUCCACAGGAAGAAGAAGAAAAAGAAGACCAAACACUUACUGCAAUCUAACAAAGAUAGAGUAGAAAGGUUCCACAGGUUUCUCUCAGCUUCAAGAUGACAACAACGAAGCUUCCUCUUGGGUUUUCUUCUUUCUUUAACUCCACAAACACACAAGAAAAAAGAUUAUAAGAUGAGAUUUAGAUAGAUGCACAAAGUGGGGAAGAAAGCCAUAAGAAGAAGAACAAUACUGUUACUAUGUGUGUAUCUUGUAUUGGUGUUUGGUGUUAAGUCUGUUACUGUUAGUGUGUGUAGUGUGUACUCUUGAAGAGAUUGUUGUUGUAAAUAUGGGGAAACGCUUGGAGAUGUGGUCUCGCCCUUCUUUUCUCAUAUAAUAAAAAAUCAUUCUA